This is a messenger RNA of Neoarius graeffei (lesser salmon catfish), 2665 nucleotides long. It is a transcript of the gene creb1b, whose product is annotated as cAMP responsive element binding protein 1b. The transcript has 8 exons. The record is from RefSeq and is a predicted model, not a curated record. Lineage: Eukaryota; Metazoa; Chordata; Actinopteri; Siluriformes; Ariidae. Bases 141 to 1112 code for a protein of 323 amino acids. Gene Ontology annotation, molecular function: cAMP response element binding; protein binding; DNA-binding transcription factor activity, RNA polymerase II-specific. Gene Ontology annotation, cellular component: nucleus; ATF4-CREB1 transcription factor complex. Gene Ontology annotation, biological process: regulation of transcription by RNA polymerase II.
CCUCUGUUCCGAGUGUGUCGUUGUUGUUGUCGGUGACGCGGCGGAGGUGUAGCCUGACGCGGUCUCUUACGUGUCGGCCCGAAUAAAAGUGGAGCUCCGAGGGCUUGGGAGUGACGGAAGGAGUGUGUAUCGAUAACUCAAUGACCAUGGAGGCGGGAGCGGAGGCCCAGCAGGGUGCAGAAACGGCUGUGGCUGAAACUGAGACCCAGCAGAUCACGCAGGCCCAGAUCGCCACCCUCACCCAGGUGACUGUUGGGGCAGGACACAACACCACCACCCCCACCGUCACCCUGGUGCAGCUGCCGAAUGGGCAGACAGUGCAGGUGCAUGGAGUGAUCCAGGCAGCGCAGCCCUCUGUUAUCCAGUCCCCACAGGUGCAGGCGGUCCAGAUCUCGACAGUGGCGGAGAGCGAGGACUCGCAGGAGUCUGUAGACAGCGUGACCGACUCUCAGAAACGCAGAGAGAUCCUCUCCAGACGCCCUUCUUACAGGAAGAUCCUGAACGACUUGUCAUCAGAUGCGCCAGGAGUGCCAAGAAUCGAAGAGGAGAAAUCUGAGGAAGACGCCGCGCCUGCCAUCACUACAGUUACUGUGCCAACCCCUAUUUAUCAGACCAGCAGUGGCCAGUACAUUGCUAUCACACAGGGCGGAGCCAUCCAGCUAGCCAAUAACGGCACAGACGGUGUGCAAGGGCUGCAAACUCUGACCAUGACGAACGCGGCGGCUGCACAACCGGGCACUACUAUCCUGCAGUAUGCCCAGACAAGCGACGGGCAGCAGAUCCUGGUGCCAAGCAACCAAGUGGUGGUGCAAGCUGCGUCGGGAGAUGUUCAGGCGUAUCAGAUCCGCACAGCAGCAGCGAGUACCAUCGGCCCUGGAGUGGUCAUGGCCUCAUCGCCUGCUCUGCCCAGCCAAGGAGGUGCUGAGGAAGCCACGCGCAAACGAGAAGUGCGCCUCAUGAAGAACAGGGAGGCGGCCCGAGAGUGUCGUCGGAAGAAAAAGGAAUACGUGAAGUGUCUGGAGAACCGCGUAGCUGUUUUGGAGAACCAGAACAAAACUCUCAUUGAGGAACUGAAAGCUCUCAAAGACCUGUACUGCCAUAAAUCCGAGUAACGUCCUCAUCCAUGAUUGUCCUCGUGGACUUCAGUGUACAUGUACAGAGACCGUGUGUGAGCUCGCCCUGGAAGGAACGCAUGUUUUCUAAAUAUACAUUAAAAAAAAAAAAAAAAGGGCUUCAGACUGCCUGGAAAUUCCCAUGAACACACAGGGGUGUCAACCCCAUGGCCAAACUGUCUGCACCAACGGAUCACGUCUUUACAAAUAAAUCGGAUGAAGCCGUUCGAGGACUUGAAUAAUUCCCCGACUCUUUUCUCUUGUGAAGCUCCCUGGGUCGGUUGGAAAACCCAUAAAUCAUUAACGUUGAUGUGUUAGUUUGGAAACACCUAAAUGACAGAGUUCGGGAAGAUUUUAACAAAUCUGAAUAUAUUGUAGGAGGUGCAAGCAACUCAGCUAUGCGAUUUAAAUAGAUCUAAACAUCUCUGGACGUUGAGGGUCAGUUAGGAAUGUAUACGUUGCAAUGAGAAACAUUUUUCUUCAAGCAUCAGAUUUUGAGCUAUAUUUGUCUGACUGUUACUAAUAUUUGGUGUUAAAUGUUUGAGUUAUUGUUUUUUUUUGCUUACCUACACACAUUUCUACUGUAAAAUAUUGUUACAUUUACUUUCGAUGCCUUAUAAAAUAACUGUAUGAAAACAGAUCAAGAGAAUUUAAGGCAUUUAUAAAUGAAAUUAUUUGUAUUGUCUAUAGGAAACUAUUCCAGUCCUGUACAUUCCGAGUUUAGUCGCUAACUGAAUUUUGUUUCAGAAAGAAGUCUUGCUUCUAUCCGAUAGCGAUCCACUGCACCGGAUCCGGCUUCUCCCCUUCUUUUGGAUAUUAAACUUGUUCGAAAUCAAGUUAUUUUGCAUUCCCAGUACCCUUCAGGAUAAGCAAACACAUUCCUCAGUGUCAAAUUUUCUAGAAUUGAAGCAACUUUGCCUCUCGGAUUCAAACCAUAUUUGCUAAUAUUGCUGCAAGUGCUGGUGCAUCCGAGGGCGGACCAUGAAGAGGCGACAGAAGAGGGAGAAUGGUGACGUGUUUAAUAUGUGCAGGGUGGAAAUAGCUACCGUAGGUUUGUCAGUGUGUGGUGACGGUGUAGAGGAUCCAGGUGUGUUUGCUGAAAUCAAGGCGAAACGGACGCUGAUGUACAGAUCUGUUCUACCCAAGCACAAAGUGUUACAAUGGGUUUAAUUCGGGCAUUUGUUUUGCAUAAACAGUGAAUAGAUACGAUGAAAUAUUAUACAGGUUUUUAAAUGUCAUGGACUUGCAUUCUUCUGCCAUUUUUUUUUUAUUUUAAUACACACAGAUAUGUUAACUUUUGCUUCAGCAGUUGAAUUAAUGAAUAGCAUACUGUAUAACAAGUAUUAUCUGUCAUUACAGCAUGUUUAAACUUGUUUAGUAUAUCAUUUUUUUAACUUUGAUAUUUUUGCAUUAUGUCACAAUGGAUAUGGAUUUGAUGUCGUUGUGUUUGAGGCAUCAACACAUAAAUAGAGGGUACAAAUAUAUGUUGUUAGUCUAUCAUGACUGUUGCAUUUUUGGCAGCUAUUUCAUAUAAAACAAGUGUGUGGAAACCA